GAUAAUGGAAUGAGAAUAAUCUCACACUGAUUCAAUUUGCUAUCGACCAUAGUGGUCAAGUGGAGUGGAAAGUUUGAGCCUGAUCUCAAGCCGUAACUUUUCUGUCGCAUGGCGCAUGGAGAGCAGUUUGGAGACGUACGUUGUUCGCGUUGGCAAUACCUGUUUUCUUCACGGAGCGUUGGAGUUACAUUCGUUCGAACGGAUUCAAUCAAACACCCUUUUGUCUUUCGUUAAAGGAUACGGGCCAGUUUCACGGUACAAAGGACCGCCAACGGCUACAACAAUGCAUCGCUAUCGAUUGUCGACGAACAUGUCCGUUUACGUCUGCAUCGUGAUCCUCAUUUUAAUCUCGAUUGCAAUCGACGACACGGAGGCUAGACGUGGACGCGCUAGGGGUCGCACGAAAUCUAGGAUGCAAAUUGGUCUUCCAAUAACGGGAAAAUAUCGUGAUCCAGAAUCGGACCAGUAUUACAACAAUAAUAACGGAGCGAAAAUAACACUUGCAUCACAUUUUGAUUAUGAAUACGUAUUGGGACACAAGAUCGCUUUUCUGUGUGUAGCACGUGGAACACCUCGACCGACCAUCACCUGGUUUAAGGACGGUGUCGAGAUCUUCAGCCAUCUGUAUCUUCAUGUACACGAAUGGUACAUCGGCAAGGAUAAGGUAAAGUCGAAGAUUGAGAUCGAUCCGGCCACGCAGAUGGAUGCCGGUGUAUACGAGUGUACCGCCGACAAUAUGUACUCGAUCGAUCGAAGAAGUUUUAAGACCGAUUUCUCGAUCGCAUUUGAUUAGCCCCUUCGUACAUUGCUGCUGGACAUGUCCAGUAAGAUAGCCGCAUUAGCAAACACGUGAGCACAGAUAGUUUAAACCAUUCCAACAGCAUGUAGCGUAAAUAAAAUGAGAUAUUCGUAUAUACAUA
This is a messenger RNA of Anopheles funestus (African malaria mosquito), 920 nucleotides long. RefSeq names its product immunoglobulin domain-containing protein oig-4-like. NCBI's taxonomy places the organism in Eukaryota, Metazoa, Arthropoda, Insecta, Diptera, Culicidae. The coding region runs from base 116 to 793 and encodes 225 amino acids. The record is from RefSeq and is a predicted model, not a curated record. The transcript has 5 exons.